This is a messenger RNA of Neolamprologus brichardi, 1237 nucleotides long. NCBI's taxonomy places the organism in Eukaryota, Metazoa, Chordata, Actinopteri, Cichliformes, Cichlidae. The record is from RefSeq and is a predicted model, not a curated record.
GAGGGAUGUUUGACACACUGCAUGAAUGCUUCUGGUCAGAGAGUCUAUGGUUGCCUGUGGGCCUAACAUGGGCUGACCUGGAAGACAAAGAGGGCCGGGUCUAUGCCAAAGCCUCCCAUCUUUAUGUGACUCUCCCCUAUGCCUUAGCCUUUUUACUCAUCAGAUACCUGUUUGAAAGAUGGAUAGCAACACCACUUGCAGUUUCUGCUGGAAUCAAGCAGAGAGUCUAUCUGAAAGCUGAGGAAAAUUCUAUCUUGGAAUUCUACUAUACUACUCGGUGUCGAAAUCCUGCUCAGGUUGACAUUGAUGGGCUGUCUAAGAAAAGCAGUCUGUCCACGAGACAAGUGGAGCGCUGGUUUAGAAGAAGACGCAGACAGGACCGCCCUGGAGUUCUGAAGAAAUUCACAGAGGCCAGCUGGCGAUUUGUUUUCUACCUGUAUGCAUUCAUUGGAGGAAUGGUAGCACUGCAUGAUAAAGAAUGGCUUUAUGAUACUAGGGAAGUAUGGACAGGUUUUCCCAAGCAGACCAUGCUAGAGUCUCAGUACUGGUAUUAUAUCUUGGAAAUGAGUUUCUAUGGCUGUCUUCUCUUCAGUGUUGCUUUUGAUGUCAAGAGGAAGUCUGCCAAACUAUUCAACUAUGCCAAAUGGGAGAAAACCUGCAAAACUCUCUUCGUUUUGUUUGCCAUAAUGUUUAUGGUAACACGACUGAUCAUCUUUCCAUUUUGGCUGAUCCACUGUACUUGGGUUUACCCUGUUCUCUAUUACCCUGCCUUCUUUGGUUACUACUUCUUCAACACAAUGCUGGUGGUCCUGCUUUGUCUGCACAUUUUCUGGGCCUACCUCAUUCUACGCAUGAUCAGGAAAUUUAUGUUUGGCACACUAACCAAAGAUGAAAGAAGUGACAAUGACGAGGAAGACGGGGACGAAAGCAGCUCAACACAGGAUGAAGUUGAACAACGGCACAAGCCUGGCGGGUCACUGGUGGCUGAUAAGAAGUAUGACAAGAACAGAGGGUCUAGAUCCUUAUCUCCACCAGAGAACAUCUGCUGGUCAAAGACUGUGUGCUGACUCGUAUUCACUCUCAGUACAGGAGAAUAAUCCUGAAAUAGACUCAAAUAAAGUCCAGCGAACCAAACAUAUCACAUAUACAUGCAUUAAGUAACAGCUCAACUGUUGCCCUCCACAGACAAGAAAGCUACACUUAACCAUUGUUUUCAGAUUUUGAAACUUAAACAGCU